Guillardia theta CCMP2712 is the source of this 441-nucleotide messenger RNA. RefSeq lists its product as hypothetical. The record is from RefSeq and is a predicted model, not a curated record. Lineage: Eukaryota; Cryptophyceae; Pyrenomonadales; Geminigeraceae. The annotation marks the transcript as partial. The transcript has a single exon.
AUGCGGAGGAUCAGGGAAGAGAGCGUGCUUGCCGACUCCUUCCUCUUCACCUGGGGCGACGGCAACGACGGCAAGCUCGGGCACCAGAGCGAAGAGAGCCUCUUCGUCCCCUACAACGUGACGAUCCUCCAGCGUAUGAGGAUCAAGUCCUGCGCCCUGGGACGGAAGCACAGCCUGUUCCUCUCUGCCGAGGGCACCGUCUUUGCCUGCGGGAACGGCCAGUACGGCCAGCUGGGAACGGGCGCUGUGCUGGACUUCCGCAGCACUCCAGUGCACGUGCAGGGUCUGCAGAGGGUGAAGCAGCUCUCAGCUGGGGACUAUCAUAGCGUCGCCUUGCUGGAGGGAGGGGCGCUGUAUGCGUGGGGGAGCGGGUCGUGGGGGAAGCUGGGGCUGGCUACGGACAACAAUGUGACUGCUCCGAGAGUGAUCGCGGCGCUGACC